Messenger RNA from Exserohilum turcica Et28A, 2277 nucleotides. RefSeq names its product glycoside hydrolase family 3 protein. Gene Ontology annotation, molecular function: alpha-L-arabinofuranosidase activity; xylan 1,4-beta-xylosidase activity. Lineage: Eukaryota; Fungi; Ascomycota; Dothideomycetes; Pleosporales; Pleosporaceae. The transcript is spliced from 2 exons. Gene Ontology annotation, biological process: arabinan catabolic process; xylan catabolic process. The record is from RefSeq and is a predicted model, not a curated record. The coding region runs from base 1 to 2277 and encodes 758 amino acids. Gene Ontology annotation, cellular component: plant-type cell wall.
AUGCCUUCUCUCUCAACUGCCGUGCUCCUUGGGGCCUCGUUCGUCUCAACGGCUUAUGCAAUCGGCCCUGAUUGCACCUCUGGACCGCUGAAGAACAACACCAUUUGCAACGUCAAUGCUUCUCCUUCCAAGAGGGCUGCGGCCCUCGUUGCCGCCAUGGAGCCCCAGGAGAAACUCGACAAUCUCGUCAGUAAAUCCAAGGGUGUGCCGCGUCUAGGUCUCCCAGCAUACAAUUGGUGGGGUGAGGCUCUACACGGCGUGGCUGGCGCACCAGGAAUUAACUUUACCGGGGCCUACCGUACCGCAACCUCGUUUCCCAUGCCGCUGCUCAUGUCAGCGGCCUUUGAUGACGAUCUCAUUUUCCAAAUCGCAACCAUUAUCGGCAACGAGGCUCGUGCAUUUGGAAACGGCGGUGUCGCUCCCGUUGAUUAUUGGACCCCCGACAUCAACCCCUUUCGUGACCCGAGAUGGGGUCGUGGCUCCGAGACACCGGGCGAGGACAUUUUGCGUAUCAAGGGCUACACCAAGGCCCUACUUGCUGGCCUUGAGGGCGACAAGGCCCAGAGGAAGAUCAUCGCCACGUGCAAGCACUAUGUCGGCUACGACAUGGAGGCAUGGGGCGGCACCGAUCGUCAUCACUUUGAUGCCCAGAUCACCAUGCAGGAUCUAGCAGAGUACUACAUGCCGCCCUUUCAGCAAUGUGCACGCGAUUCAAAGGUCGGAUCCUUCAUGUGCAGCUACAAUGCCGUCAAUGGCAUCCCCACCUGCGCCGAUACCUACGUUCUCGAUACAAUCCUGAGAGAGCACUGGAACUGGACUGACAGCAACAACUACAUUACUAGUGACUGUGAGGCUGUGGCAGACAUUUCUCAAAACCACAAGUAUGUCAAGACGCUUGCCGAAGCAACGGCACUCGCUUUUAGCAAGGGCAUGGACCUCAGCUGCGAAUACUCUGGAUCUUCCGAUAUCUCCGGAGCCUGGAAGCAGGGCCUUCUCAACGUCUCAGUUGUAGACAGAGCACUCACACGGCAGUACGAAGGUCUUGUCCACGCAGGCUACUUUGACGGUGCAGCAGCCACCUACGCCGGCCUAAGUCCCAAGGACAUCAACACGCCCGAAGCGCAGCAGCUGUCACUGCGUGUUGCCGCCGAGGGCCUUGUCAUGUUGAAAAACGACAAGAAGACGCUUCCACUGUCAUUGAAACAGGGCUCCAAAGUCGCCAUGAUCGGCUUCUGGGCUAACAACACCUCCAAGCUCUCCGGCAUCUACAGCGGUCCUGCGCCCUACCUCCACACUCCCGUGUGGGCUGGCAACAAAAUGGGACUCGACAUGUCCAUCGCCACUGGCCCUAUUCUUCAAAACUCCAGCGCUUCAGACAACUGGACGACGAAUGCGCUCGAAGCAGCAAGCAAGGGAGACUACAUUCUGUACUUUGGCGGGCUCGACACCUCGGCCGCAGCCGAAGGCUUCGACCGCACGCAAAUUAGCUGGCCAACCGCACAAAUCGACCUCAUCACCAAGCUAUCCAAGCUCGGCAAGCCCCUGGUCGUCCUGGUCCUCGGCGACAUGGUCGACAACUCGCCUCUGCUCUCCAUGGACGGCGUCAACUCAGUCAUCUGGGCUAACUGGCCCGGCCAGGACGGUGGCGAAGCCGUCAUGCAAGUGGUAUCUGGCGCACACGCCGUCGCGGGCCGCCUACCAAUUACCCAGUACCCAGCCGACUACAUCAACCUGUCCAUGCUGGACAUGAAGCUGCGGCCCCACGACUCGAGUCCCGGACGCACAUACCGCUGGUACAACGAGUCAGUGCAGCCAUUUGGUUUUGGCCUUCACUACACGACAUUUGAAGCCAAGUUUGCGAGUGAAACGGCAUUGACCUACGACAUCAAGGCCAUCACGGGCGCGUGCACUGAGCAAUAUCUCGAUCUGUGUGCCGUUGCGCCCGUGCAAGUCGCCGUCACAAACAAGGGCAAUACCACCUCGGACUUUGUCGCCUUGGCUUUCAUCAAGGGCGACGUCGGACCCGCGCCAUACCCCCUCAAGACACUGGUGUCGUACACGCGCCUCAAGGAUAUCAGCAGCGGCCAAACGAAAAUGGCGUCUCUCCCGCUUACACUGGGCACUCUUGCCAGAGUCGAUGAGCAGGGAAAUACGGUCGUGUAUCCCGGCGAGUACACGCUGUUGCUGGAUGAGCCGACGCAGGCAGAGGUCAAGCUUACAAUCACCGGGGAGCAGACGGUCCUGGAUAAGUGGCCGCAGCCACCGGCGAGUAAUUAG